Molecule: messenger RNA, 1079 nt
Organism: Nematolebias whitei (Rio pearlfish)
Lineage: Eukaryota; Metazoa; Chordata; Actinopteri; Cyprinodontiformes; Rivulidae
Gene: tmem240a
Product: transmembrane protein 240a
Exons: 4
Coding region: 244-699 (151 amino acids)
Source: RefSeq, a predicted model, not a curated record
UUACUUGGAUGGAGAGGGCGCAGUGAAAGGCUUGACAGCGCAGCUGGCCGUGUGUGUAGGAGGAGACGGAGGAGAACCGGGCGGUUUGAAGGGACGGGGAGCCAGGAGGAGCGGCGCGGCGGCGGCUCCAUGAGCGGCUCCUGCCGGGAGAGAGCGCGCACAGCCGAGCCGGAGCGCGCGCACUGCCGCGGCUAGAGAGGGACCGAGCCCCGGGGCCCCAGGACGGCGGCGAUAGCCUGUUUAAUGGACAUGAACGCGCUACUGGAUCGCUUUCACAACUACAUCCUACCGCAUCUACGAGGGGAGGACCGCGUCUGUCACUGCAACUGUGGAAGGCAUCAUGUCCACUACGUAAUCCCGUACGAUGGGGACCAUUCCCUGGUGGACUCUUCAGAGAACUACUUUGUGAGUGACAGUGUGACGAAGCAGGAGAUGGACUUGAUGCUGGGCCUGCUGUUGGGCUUUUGCAUCAGCUGGCUGCUGUUGUGGCUGGACGGAGUCCUGCACUGUGCCAUCAGGGCCUGGAGGGCGAGCCGGUACUACGAUACUCCAUCCUGGUCAUGGUUGCCCCAGUUCUGCAACCUUCGAGAACUCCGUCGUCGAGCCCAGCUCAGGCAGCUCGAAGACUCCAGCGGAAACAUGGUCCACAUCAAGCAGAAGCUCUACCACAACGGCCACCCCAGUCCCCGACACCUCUGACUCUAAAAUCAAGAAAGAAAAAGUAGUCCUCCUCCUUUCCUUGAAACUCCUUCAACACACCACAGCCCCUUCGUGCCAAACUUCCCCGUGGCCAAAUGUUGCCUCAGAGACCUGGAAAACUGCCCUCCCUUUGUUUAUAAUGUGCCCCCCCUUUCACCCCAUUGGACAGGGGUGAACCCUGUCUCUGUCUGCACUUAAAAAAAGUCUUAAAUGGAACAAGAUUAUGUGUUGCCACUGAAAUCUUGAGUCUAUGUCCACCAUUGUGGGAAGAAGAGGAAAAGCAUUUUUAAAGGUGUGUUUUUCUGUAUAGAGACAUUUUCGGUGUUUAUUGUUCAACUUGGCAUGCUCUCUUAGAACAGGGUACGAUUUGGGCAGCGUAU